AUGUCGAGUAAAUCAUACGGCGUGACGGGGCCGGUGUCAUUAGCAAACCCUACACAGCGUGAAAUAAGUCUAAAUGAUUCGCUCAUUGGUGAACUCAAAGCUCGUGGCUCUUUCGAGAGCGAGCAGGCAACUAGAAAGAGGGUCGAAGUACUUGCUCUAAUGCAAUCUAUGGUCCAAGACUUCGUUUUUAAAGUCUCAAAGAAGAGAAAUAUGAGUGAUGGAAUGGCUAAAGAUGCGGGUGGGAAGAUUUUUACGUUCGGUUCUUAUCGACUUGGGGUCUAUGGGCCUGGAUCAGACAUCGAUACCCUAGUUGUGGUUCCGAAACACGUACUACGCGAGGAUUUCUUUACUGUCUUCGAAGAAAUUAUAAGGGCAAGACCCGAGCUAGAAGAAAUAACUUCUGUCCCGGAUGCCUAUGUUCCUAUCAUCAAACUUGAGUUUGAUGGCAUAUCGAUUGAUUUGAUUUUUGCUCGCCUUAAUGUCUCUCGGGUUCCUUCAGAUAUGACCUUAGAUGAUAAAAAUCUACUCAGAAAUAUAGAAGAAAGGGAUUUGAGGUCCCUUAAUGGUACCCGUGUAACAGAUGAAAUAUUGACUCUUGUGCCCAAACCUACAGUGUUUAAACAUGCCUUGAGAUGCAUUAAAAUGUGGGCUCAGCAACGGGCUGUCUAUGCAAAUGUGUUCGGUUUUCCCGGUGGUGUUGCCUGGGCCAUGCUAGUGGCGAGGAUAUGCCAACUAUACCCCAACGCAGUAAGCGCUGUUAUCAUUCAAAAAUUUUUUAGCAUCUACACCAAGUGGAAUUGGCCUCAGCCCGUAUUACUCAAACCGAUUGAAGAUGGUCCCCUACAAGUCCGUGUGUGGAAUCCUCGGAUUUAUCCACAUGACAGGCAACAUAGAAUGCCUGUUAUCACUCCAGCUUAUCCGUCAAUGUGUGCCACGCACAAUAUAACCAACUCCACCCAGAAGGUUAUACUCAAAGAAAUUGCAAGAGGAACUGAGAUAAUGGAUCAAAUUUUCUCGGGAGAAAAGAAUUGGUCUGCUUUGCUCCAGAGGCAUACAUUCUUUCAUGACUAUAAAUUUUAUUUAUGCGUUGUUGGGGCUACGAUUGGCAAUGAUGAAGACCACCAUAAAUGGAGCGGCCUUAUUGAAAGUAAAUUACGUAUCCUUGUUCAAAAACUCGAAGUUUCUGAUGGCAUUGCGCUUGCCCAUCCGUACGUGAAAUCGUUUACAUCAUCGUACUACAUGGGAGACUCAAAGACUGAAGAUAUAUUGGCUGCAUUUGGGUGUCUUCUGGGAGAUGCCGUUCUUAGUGGCCUUCAGAAACCUGUCGAAGAUGCUAAAAAUGUUGACAAUGAUUCUAGCAUUUCAGAGCAAAAAGUAAUUCACCUCACGAAAUUAUUCAUUGGAUUAGACAUCAGUCUUGUUAGAGAAGUGGGCGGGGUGAAGAAGCUCGACAUACAAUAUCCAUGUUCUGAAUUCUAUAAUCUUUGCAAGAGCUCUACGCUGUUUGAAGAGGGCAAGAACUUCAUUCAGAUCAAGAAUGUCAAAUUGCACGAUUUACCAAAUGAUGUAUAUGAAGACGGAGAGGAACGGCCUGUUAAAACCGGUAAGAAGCGAAAAAAGGAUGGCAAAGCGGAGCAAUUGAAAAGGCCAAAGGGUAUAACGCCCACAGCAGCGGCAUAG
This is a messenger RNA of Candidozyma haemuli, 1680 nucleotides long. It is a transcript of the gene PAP1, whose product is annotated as polynucleotide adenylyltransferase. The coding region runs from base 1 to 1680 and encodes 559 amino acids. The record is from RefSeq and is a predicted model, not a curated record. Lineage: Eukaryota; Fungi; Ascomycota; Pichiomycetes; Serinales; Metschnikowiaceae. Gene Ontology annotation, molecular function: RNA binding; poly(A) RNA polymerase activity. Gene Ontology annotation, cellular component: nucleus. The transcript has a single exon.